UUCAUGUGUGGAUCUUGAGAUCUCUGGCUUUGGGCCACACUGAGCUGUAGUCAGGUCACUGUGUAGGGAAGAUGAGGAAAGUGAGUCUAACACAACAGAACAGCUGAAUGCACCGGAUCUGUACUAUGGCCUCAUCCAAAACGCUUACGUUGUACUGACUAAUGAACCUGAAGUUAAGUAUUUUUAUAGUCAUAGUUAUAUAUUUAUAGUUUUGCUUUUAUCACCGAGGCCACAGCACAUAAUUUGGUUCCUUUUCAUGUACAGAAUGUUCUGGAAUGACAAAUAAACCUUCCUUGAUCUGUGAAGUGAAACGGAUUCAAUCUGUUUUAAAAAAAAAAACAAAAAAAAAAAACAUUAAGGUGUUCUGGUAAAUUGUGAAGCAGAGAAUUAGACGCUAACUGGCUGGUCUACAGCUCACUGAAGAAUUAAGUAUCAAAUGAACGCAACGUUAUUUUGUGUUUUAAUGGUAUGUAAAUGCAGGGAGAAUAAAAACCUAUUUGGCAUCUCGGUGUCAGUGGUAAUAAACGAGCAGGACUUUGUUCUCUCGUUUUUGCACGGUGUGUGUAUCUCGUGAUGCACCACAAGUCUCUGCUGUGCAUCUCUCUGAAUGGACCUGACAACUCGUCCUUAAUGAAGGUGUAGUUUUGUGUGUGCGAUAGAGAUGGAGACAAACCUGCGGAAGACCCAGUCUCUGAGAUGUGUUGCCACCGAUCACGCUCUGCCCUGGACGGAGGCGGGACUAAGAGACAAGAAGAAGUCUGUCUGGCAGCUUGUGGCACAAUAUCAGAAUGCAGUCGCUGGGAAAACAAAAGCAGCCGAUUCAGCGGAAAACAAGCAAAAGACCCUCCAGUUUGCUGCGAUCCCCAUCACAGUGAUUAAUACUAAAGAAAAAUCAAACGCUUGGGCUGAUCGUAGCACCAGCACUCAGCUCACACGCAGCAAGUCGAUGGAUUAUCUUCCUCGACAAAGAACCAUAAGCACAAGCGCUCUCAGAGAAAUCUUUGAGUCAAAGGUUGCCAUGAAGCCCAAGAGUGUUAACAAACCGAAGAACACAGACAAGCCACAAAGCACCUCAGGUAAGGAGAACGUUGGGCUCAAUCAUAACAACACAGAAGAUCUGCUAGUGUUAAUAGAAGCAGACAGCAUUAACAACAACGACGAAGACGGGGAGAAAUCGGCUAAACCAACAAAAGAGAAAGAAAACAACGUGACCCCGAAGAUGGCGAAAGCUCCCCGAGUGGAAAGAAGAAAAACCCUCACAGGAGUGAAUAGUGAAAGAAUUGUUACCCAGUCAGAAGAUAAGCGGAAAUCAGUCGCAGACUUCAGAGACAGUUCCGCUCUGUAUGGACGGGAGAAGUCACCUAUUUCUGUCAAAGCCAUCUCUGAACUAUAUCUGUCUAAAGUGGCAGCUGCUGAGUCGACGGGGAACCUUUUAAAACCAAAAAAAGAUUGUACAUCUCCAACCAGACCUAAAGUUUUUAAGAUGGCAGAUGUGACCCCAAAAGACUUUGAGCAAGCCCCAUACUCAGAAGAUGAGUCAGCACAUCCAGAUCCAUCCUUUCCCAUGCCGCGACUCAAUUCCAGGGCUGACAGACAGUCACCUAUUCCAACACCCCCUUCAAAAGAGGUUAUCUCUACACUGUAUGAACAACGACAGAAAUGCGAGCUGAGACGACUCUUGAAGCACACCUGCCCAGAGAUGAAGGGCCUGGGAAACAUGGUGGAGGAAGAGUUUGCUGAUAUACUAAACUCUGGCAAUGCCACAGAUAUCGCAUUCCAGGGUGAGGUCCAGUCAAGGCGUCGGAUAUUUGAGAACGGUACUGUCAACACCGAAGACUUCCAAAAGCAAACACAUUUGAUGGAGAAGAGCAUUCAAGGAGAACAUGCAUUUGAAGAGCUCUUAAAAUGCUUCAAGGAAGAAGGUUCCAUAGAUGGCAACAAACAGCAAACAAUUCACCCAGAGAUUGAUGAGACCCCACAAAAAGUUGAGGAAUCACUUAGUGAAGAUGAGAACUUUAGGGUAAAUGUUAAGGCCAAAAGGAAAAUGUUUGAAGGUCAGUUCAUUGAAACUUCAGGAGAGGACCUAGAGGAUGUCUAUCCAGGGAGGAUCGUUAUCUCUGAAGAUGAAAAGGGAGCCGUACAAAAGCAAAAGAGAGACUUUGAAACAUACCAACCUGGCACGAUCAAAAGAAACAGCGACCUUAGCGUUAUAGAUAUUAAAGACAUAGACCAAGAUUCUGGUGAAGUAUAUAUAGGUAUAUCUAGAGCCAAAGAGGUUUUUGAAAAGGGGUUUGACUAUGAGAACAGCCAGCAAUCAAAUGAAAACAUAUGUAUAGAGGAUGAAACUCUUAAAACAAAUGUAAAAAACAGAACCCAUAUGUUUGAAUCGACACCUCUGGACCGAAUCAAUUUUCAAAAUGAUGCAGAAUUGGAUUCUGUGGACAAGAACAUGAAGAAUUCCUUAAAUUCUCUUUACUGCUUUAACGUCAUUCAUUCUCAUGGAGUCCUUCUUGAAACCAGUGAGGCUGGCCACGUGAGAAAGGCGAAUUACAGAAAUGUCCAGGAAAAGGGUCCAGAAAUUCAACACGAGGAAGUGCUUAUGGGAAGUAUGAAGAGUAUUCUUCUUCAGCUUUUGGCAAGAGUGAAUCUUAACCCAGUUAUAGCCUUCUUAAAAGAGGAUGAUCAACGAAAUGCGUUAAUCAAAAACGUAAACAUACCAACUCACCAACUACCGUUCACUGUUAACCAAGACAAAGAAUACAGAACCACGAACAUGGUUCAGGCCAUCGAAGACCUACUUGGUCAAGAAACGUGUCUCGGAAAAGGAGUUUUAAUACAAGAACGUGCGACGGGUUCUGUGGAGACCUUGGUUUAUGUUCUUUUUAGACAUGAAGGAAAUCUGAUGGCUCAAAAUUCUGAAAAUAUAUUGGAGCCAAAAGAAAUAAAUCUUCUGAGAAGUAGAACCUGUGAAUCUCCCCACAAUAUGUGCAGCCCACCACCUUUUACUGAGGGAAAUGUCUCGAUUUCUGUCAGUCAUGGAAACAGGAUGAGCAACGUCAAACAGCGUUGCAUCGAAAAUGGAGAUCUGGGACACUUGAAAAGUCUGCAGAAAUUUUCAUCGGAUGAAGAUGUAAGUGCCACAUCUAGGCAAGGGGAGCAAAAUGCUGUGAUUGCACCAGGUAACGUUGAGAAAUUCAAAACAAUGUUUGUCUCAAAUCCAGAGCUUGACGGUUCAUCAAUGCAGUCUGAGAUACAUGACCAAAACAAAUUAAAAAAUAAUAUAGAAAUGACAGCAAAUGGAGGAUAUACUAUAUCAGCUAAUGGAGAAUUUGAAAAUUGUACCGUCAACAGUGUAGAAGAACCUGGCUGUAGGUUAUAUAGCCAAGAUGGAAAAGACAUGUGCAGUAAAAAAACAGAUAAGACUAUCUUCAGUCCAGAGGUACAGGCAGUUGACAUGGUAGAAGAUGAAGCAUUGCCAAACCUUCAAGCAGCUAUCAUGAGCCUACAGCAGGCCACACUAGAGGCAAAAGCUCUUCAAAAAAGUAUUUUUGAGAAACAGCAUGAUGCCUGUCUAGCACCUUCAGAAAACCAAAACCUCACAGGAGCCAUGGAUGAAGAGAGCAGAGAGUCCUCACAGAAUUUUGAAGAUGAACAAGAAGAUGAAGGAAGAGAAGAGACCCUGAAAGGUAGUGUCCAAGCAGCACUGGAUUCUCUGAAAAAAUCUAGCUUUAAUGUCACCAAAGGGGAUUUUAAAGCUGCAAUGAUUUACAGGAACUCAGGAAAAACUCAUGCUGGACAAAAAACAAUAAAAAUGGAGACUGCUGAUAAACAGAGUGAUGAUCAUAUUGUCAACGCAGAAGGCAUAAAAGCAUGCCGACCCGACCCUCUGCCCGGACAGGUGACUGUCAAAGCACAGCAUGAGGCUGCUGAAAUUAGACUAUUUCAAGGCCAGACUGCAAAUAAACCAUCAGAAUGUUCUCCGCUGACAAACCAAACAAACGAACAGGCCUCUCUUCAGAAAAGUAAAAAGUCUCCUGGACCUAAGCCAGCCAUUCCCCCCAAACCAGACCAUUUAAAGACAAACUAUAGCUCCAAAACAAUGGCCAUUAAGACUGCAACCAAUGCAGGAGAUCUAAAUAAACCCAAAGCUGAAGAAAAUUCUGUGGAACAACAAUGUACAAAACUCACACAUAUAGAACCAACACAAGAAGAUGACUUCUUGAAAGAACCACAGAAUAAUGGAGAUACUGAUAUACCUAGUAGUUUGACAGUCGCCGAAAUUCAGUCGAGCCAGGAUUGUAUAAUAAUGGGCAAUCCUGUGGGAAAUGUAGACACAUCGGAGAAGAGAGAGAGCUCUGAAAUGUUGGAAAUAAGUGAAGGUACUUUAGGGUUUCAGGCUUCCCUGCAGAACUUUGGGAUAAAGACAGGCCAAGCAAUGCCACCAGUGAAACCUAAAAGAAUCAAAAUGACCACAGACAGGACUGUUGUGAAUCCUGCUCUUUUGGAGCCUAACUGCAAACCAAGCAUCAGCGAACACGAGGAACACCCAACGUGCAACGUGACGAUGAGGGAAAAGAAAGGUAGAAGAGAGAGUGAAGAAGAACGAAGGCAGAGGCUAUCAGUGCACAUGGAUGAAAUCAUGAAGGGAAAUGCAAAUGCAGCCAUGGAAAUUUUUGACAAACUGAGAAAGCAAGAAGAGCUGAAAACUAUCCUUUCUAAAGUUGAGGAGAUUGAAGGAGAGUCCCGUCAGGAAGAUGGUGACCUUAGAAAGAUAUUUGAAAAUGUACCAGAUUGGGUUGUGCCACAAAAACCUAUACAUCCCAAAAACAAGGUGAUGGAAAAGGUAGUAGGGAGAUCUGAAACAGUCUGUGAAUAUGAAAUGUUGUCCUCCAUGCAGGUAGCAUUUGGAGACCUUGAAAAAGCAAGUGCUGCAAUCAUUACUUUAAAAGAGCAAACAUUAUCAAGACUUAUGGAAAUUGAGGAAACCAUAAAGAAAGCGCUUUACUCUGUCUCUACACUGAAAUCUGACUCUGAUAUUGUAGGACUGUCUGGUCUCUUCAAGGAGUCCAUGAUGACUGGGCAAUAUUUGCCCUUCUCAGGUAAUAUACGGAAAAUUAGCAUCGGGUCAAGCAAAUCUCCAAAUCCUCAGAGUCUGAAUAAUGUAGGAGUCCCUCAGAAAAGUGCAAUGACAGAACCAGAAAUGCAGAAAGUAGAGAAAUCAAAGCCAGAGCUCAGUCCUCCAGAAAUAAAACCAAGGGCAGGAUCUCCUUCUUCACCUUCUUUUAUUUCUAUUCAAUCCACUGCCAGAAAGAACACAGAAAUAACAGAAUCUCCAAAAUCUCAAACCUCCAUAACAGCUCUGACUUGCUACAACAUUCCUCUUGAAAAGGAAAAGCGACAGGUCAGUACGCUGGAAGUACAAACAGUCCCCAAGGCUGAAACAGUCAUUGGCACCAAGACCAUCAGAGAAAAGUAUGAAGAAACAGAUUGUUUCGGCAACAAGUUCUACUCUUCCACGACCUCUACUGUCAUGACCACUCAGCCUGAUGAUAAAACAUCCUUCAGGAGACAGAUUGUGACCAAUCCAACCACGACUGAAGUUGUUGCAUAUCCAAGAAUCAACACAGCCUCUAUUAAAGGGGGCCAAAUACCAUCUUGAGCAUACUAUGAGAAUAGGGAUAGCUAAGAUGUGAUCUAAUAUUCUUAUAUCAAUGUUUUGGAAGGGUUUUAUAAUUAGGCUUACAUUCUUAUAUAAAGGUUUCUUCAAGGACCCUCAGGUUGGAUUAAUAAUCUAGUAA
Messenger RNA from Tachysurus fulvidraco (yellow catfish), 5798 nucleotides. RefSeq names its product xin actin-binding repeat-containing protein 1. Gene Ontology annotation, cellular component: stress fiber; focal adhesion. The transcript has 8 exons. Gene Ontology annotation, biological process: actin filament organization; actin cytoskeleton organization. The record is from RefSeq and is a predicted model, not a curated record. The coding region runs from base 662 to 5659 and encodes 1665 amino acids. Gene Ontology annotation, molecular function: actin filament binding. NCBI's taxonomy places the organism in Eukaryota, Metazoa, Chordata, Actinopteri, Siluriformes, Bagridae.